CAAGAUAGGGUUACUCUCUGUGUAACAGUCCUGGCUGUCCUUGAACUCACUUCGUAGACCAGGCUGGUCUUGAACUCACACAGAUCUGCCUCUGCCUCUCAAGUGCUGGAAAUAAAGGUGUGUGCCACCACACAUGGCUGCCACCAUUCUUUUUAAAAAUGUUUAUUUAUUUUUAUGAAUGUGUGUACCUGAGUGCAUGUAUGUGUACCAUGCAUGUGCAGGAGCUCUUGGAGGUCAGCAGAGGGCAUCAGAUCCCUAGAACUGGAGUUACAGGUGGUUGUGAGCUGCCAUGUGGGUGCUGGGAAUUGACCCUGGGUCUUCUGUAAGAGCCAUGAGUACUGCUGAGCCAUCUCUCUAGUCCACCGGCUUUUGGACAUUAUGGAACAGUUGGGUCUGGCAUCUGCUCAGUCCUCUCUAAAGACUUCUUCAGCUCUGUCAACCACAGGAAAGUGGCUCUGUCUUGUCACACUGAAUGUCCUCUGCACUUCAUCUGAGAACAAAGGAAUCAAGAGCUAUAGAAAAUAGCUUUUUCUAAAGAAAGAAAGAGUUUGAGAUUCCUGUGUUUCCUCUCCUACACUCCUUUGCCUUUCAAGGAUGCCAGGUUCCAAAUUUAGCAUUUGCAUUUUGUUAUGCACUCAUCCCCCUCCGCCUGCCCAAUGUUAUCCAAAUACCUCUCUGUUCUGUGGGUUUAGACACUGUUACUUUUGCUCAAGAACCUUACUCUGGGAAAUUAGAUGCCCCCCUCCUUUUUUUAUUCAUAAUCAGAAAUUUAACUCUGCCGUCCAGUUGGCCUUGGAGGAGAAUAUGAAAACCGCAGGACCUCAGUGAGAGCACAGAGAUCGCAGUCUCCAGGAGGGUGAUCUCCUGAGCAGUGGCCUGCUGGUUCAGAUACACACAAGCCAGAGUGUCAGAGCCAUUCACAGUGGGCAACGGUCAGCUUCUUGCUGGCCUUGCUGUUCCUGGUGAAAGCACCCCACGGCCUCUGCAAUGCUCACACUAUCUUUCACCUCCCCAAAGAUUGCGUCCUUGCCGUCCAACCAGUCUGGUACUCAGGAAGUGCAGAUGAAAAACUGGGAAACGUUUAUGUUUGGUUCAGCAUUUUCGAUGGACUAGAUGCCAGGACCUGUAUGUUGACAUCCCAACACAUGAACUCACAACCUUGGCUCAUGAAUCCUGGACUGAUUCUGGGAGAGUAGGCCGGGUAACUGAAUCGGUUCCCUUCAGUGCUCCCUAGCACCCACCAGAAAACCAGGAUUGACUCAAUGAAUUAUUAUCUUAAUAUGGGGGAACAGAAAUAGGCGGGUCCUGGGAGCUUGCUGGCCAGCCAGCCUAGCAAAAAUGGUGAGCUUCAGGUCCAGGGAGAGACCCUGUUUCAAGGAAUGAGGUGAAAAGCAGUAGAGGAAGACACCUAAGGACUCCUUUGGUCUCCGCAUGUCUGAACACCCCCACUCAAUCCUACACACAGGUACAUACAUACAUAUGCCAUUCAGCACAGACUCCUCCAAAAACCUCUUCCAUUCUUUUUUCAACUGGAGGGCCUUCAACUUGCUAUGUAGCGGAGGAUGGCUUUGAACUUCUGAUCCUCGUGGCUCCACCUCCUGAGUGCCGGAAUUGGAAGCGUUUGCCAACUUGCCAGGUUCAGACUCUCUCCCCAUCUGGGUCUGAUGAAAAGGUGCACCGGCAAGUUCAGCCUUCGCCGCACCCUUGCUGCCUCUAUUUUUGGUUAAGUGCUGCCUCCUGGCGACUACUCAGGACACCUUUGGGGCAACCUGGCCACUUUCUUUAAUCUGGAACCUUGAAGCUAAUGCAACAGUUCCCCCGAGGGGGCCGAGAGUCUGAACGUGAAGGCAGGCAGAGAUAAAGUCCAGGAGACCCCCAGCCCGGGCUGCAAGCAGGUCCCGCUCCUUCCCCCCGCUGUCCCCGGGGCUUCCUUCCGAGGUUCAGCCAACUCCUCGGUUGGAGGCAGGCGCUGUCUGGGGUUGGGGUUUUUGGUCAGACCGCCGUCUGGCUGCCAGCUCCAGCUAGAUUGGGAGGGAGGAAAGAGGAGGCUGGGUGUGCCUGGGGCAGAGGACACAUCUCUAAGGUCAUUUUCAUUCCCCGGGGACUCAUCUUGUAGGCGCGGGGCCGGCCUGGGGGGCGGGGGGGGGGGUCGGCUUGCCGGGCCUUUGGGUUCUCAGACCUUUGUUUCCUUCUCUCUCAUUCACCACAAUUCCUUUUUCCAGAGCUUCUUAGAUACAAGGGAAGGGAACAGAAGGGACGCCGGGUAGAGUGGGGUAGGGUCUCCAUCCCCACCCCGAUAGAGCCCUGUUCGGCGCCUGCCCAUUUGAGGGCAUCGAGGGCAUUGUGGCUAGGUCGGGUAUUGAGCGGCCCAGAUUUUAGCGCUGCAGACCAAGAGGAAGAGCCAACUAGAGGGAGGUGCGGGCGGGGCCCCAGUGAAAUGAGAGUGGCUGGGAGGGAGCGUGGGAGAAAGAGGCAAAGGUGAGCCCGCUGGUCGAGGGGGAUGGGCCGCAUCUAGACGGGGGCCCUGGAAAAGAACGUUAGGUAUGGAAGGGCCUUUUAGUUUUUCCAUUAGCUAAACAAAAGUCAGUUUCGUUUCUGGUGUGCAUAUAUGUUGAGUGUGGUGUAUGAGCACGUGUGUGUGUGUGUGUGUGUGUGUGUGUGUGUGUGUGUGUGUACUUGUGCCUGUGUCAAAAGGAUGCAGGGUGUGCACACUCGAUCACUCUGCUGAGUCCCUUGAGAUAAGGUCCCUCACCCCAUCUGGAGCUUGGGUGGCAGCCAUCAAGACUCAGCAAUCCUCCUGUCUCCACCCAGAGUAGCUUUUUACUAGGGUGCUGGGAUUAGAACUCAGUUCCUGCAGUCCUUCCCCUCUUCUUCCUUCCUUCUCUCUUUCCUUCAUCUCCUCUUUUCUUUCUUUUUUUCCUUCGUUCUUUCUUCUUUUCUAAAAAAAUUUUUUGGAGACAGGAUUUUUGCGGUCUAGGCUAGCCUCAGACUCAUUAUGUACUGAGGCUGGCCUUGAACUCCAGAUCCUCCUGCCUCCACAUCCCAAAGGCUGGGUUUGAGCUAUCAUCGUGACUAGCUCUAAAAUUCUCAUACCCCACCCCCACUGGCUGCUAGAGAUGGAACCUGGGAUCGUGAGCUUGCUAGGUAAGUGCUCUGCCACCAAGUCCUGAAAGUCAAUUUCAAACUGUUCUCAGUCUGUCAGUAAAAAUGAAAACCACACUCCUCCCCUAAAGCCAUUAAGAUGGAAAAGAUUAAGUAUCUGUGAAUUCUCCUUACUCUAAUCCAAGUGUAGUAACACCAGGUGGCCUGGGGGGCAAAUUCAAGGACCCACCCAGGAGCCCAGCCGGCUGGGACAUCAGAGAAGAGUAUUGUUCAUCUUUUGACUUAUUUAUCCAGCAAACAUCUCUCCGUGGUUUGUGUGAGCUUUCCUCCCCCACAGGGUACAAUGGUGAACAGAGCUCUUCUGAUGUUUAUCUCCUGUUGGCUGAGGUGAAGACCAACACAUAAUACCAGGAAUGAAAAAUGUCACAGGAAAGAAUGUUCCCAGUAGGGAGAACGGUCAAACAGUCAUUGUAAAAGCUCUGUGGCAGGAGUGAGGUUGUUGUGUGGUCCCAGGAGCAAGGCCAGACUUUUGUGAUACAAAGCAGGGGUAACUCUCUCUCUGCCUAUGGCCCUCACCCCCCACUUGAUAACCUGGAUCUCUCCCCAGAGUAAGAUUAAAGGGCAGGUCGGCCAGGGAACAGCCUAGAUCUAAAAGGGCCUCACAUUUUCCUUGGAAUAAUUCUCAUUGGGUGCCAGUGAAUUCUGAUGUCUGCCUUUUGGUAACAUGGGACUCGGCUCCUAUCUAGUGAUGCAGCCAGAAUUAAAGUUUAUUUUCUUUCCUGCGUGUAUACGUGCUGUGCCCAGUACUGCACGUGAAUGCAAGUGCCUGCAGAGGCCAGAAGAGGGCGUCAACUGUGCAGAGAGACAGGCAAUUGGGAGCUGCCUGACGGGUGUGAGGUGGCUCCAGAAUAGCAGGACAUGCUCCUAACAGCGUCAUCUCUCUAGUCCCCGUCAGAAUUCUUGAGCCCUUAUCUGGACCAAUCGGGAGUAAUUUGCAGAACACGGAUGUGAGUUGCAGGGUGUGGACUGGAGACCAGCAAACUGAUGGCUGCCUAAAGGCAGCAGCCACACCUGGGAUUGGGCUGCUGUGAAGUGGCCCUUCCCCGGGACGGAGAUUUCUACUGUCUACGUUUUCUGUGGUUUAACAUGCCUACCAAGAGGUAGCUUCUGAAAAUGACAUCUCUAGUAUAAAGCAGCUCAUACAGCUUUUAAACAUUUUAUUUAUUUAUUUUUUUACUAUAGUGUGUUCCUGUGUGUGAAUGUAUGUGUGUACAGGUGUGUGUGCACGUGCCACAGUGCAAGUGUGUCAGAGGACAGCUUUUUUUAAAUUUUAAUUAAUUAAUUAAUUAAUUAAUUAAUUUUUGUUUUUGUUUUUCAAGACAGGGUUUCUCUGUGUAGCUUUGCACCUUUCCUGGAUCUCGCUUUGGAGACCAGGCUGGCCUCGAACUCACAGAGAUCUGCCUGCCUCUGCCUCUCGAGUGCUGGGAUUAAAGGCGUGCGCCACUACUGCCCGGCUUAUUUUAUUUUAUUUUAUUUAUUUAUUUUUUUUGGUUUUUCGAGACAGGGUUUCUCUGUGUAGCUUUGCGCCUUUCCUGGGACUCACUUGGUAGCCCAGGCUGGCCUCGAACUCACAGAGAUCCGCCUGGCUCUGCCUCCCGAGUGCUGGGAUUAAAGGCGUGCGCCUCCACCGCCCGGCUAUUUUAUUUUUUUUUAAAGACAGGUUCUGGGUAGCCCUGGCUGUCCUGGAACUCACUGUGUAGGUCAGUCUGGGUUCGAACUCACAGAGAUCUGCUGGGAUUAAAGGGUUAAAGACCUGUAGCACCAUGCCUGGCCAGAGGACAGCUUUGGGGAGUUGCUCUUCCCCUUUCUUGGAUCAGCUUGUCAGGUUUUGAAGGCCAGCACUUUUACCUGCAGAACCAUCCCCCCAGCCCUCGUCUACUUUUUAUUCCAAGAUCACAUUUCCCCCGUUUCUGCAAAGUAAACAUUCAACAGAUAUUUAAAUAACGUGGUUUGAAAGGCUGCCAAUUUAGGAAUGUGCCCAGGGUGGCGCAGGUCUAGUUUUUUUAACCUAGCAACUCAAACUCAUUGUUAACAACUCCUCAGCCAAUUAGGGAUCUGAGCUGUGAGUGGGCUUGUUGAUAUCUGGGUACACGCUUGGCUGUACCCACAGGUGGCCUUCAUCGGUAUGCGCUGGCUUCCUUGGUUUGUUUUAGAGGCUGAAAUGGCACAAACUCUUGAGAUAGGACUGCAGAAUUUCACUGGCCUGACGGAGGGAUCUCGGGACCAAAUGCUGUAAGCACAGCCCGGAGGGAGGGUAGGAGAGUUAGGAAAUAGAAUGAAGGAGAGGUAGAGAGGGGGCUCCGGAGGGCACUUUAAAUUGCAGGGUACACUUAAGUGCCCAGCCAGCGAGGGCAAUGAGGACCACGAGGGGCUGAUGCGGGGAGGAGGAGCCGAACAGAGGAGAGGAUGCCUGGGUGUCAGCGUGCCCCUGCUCCGAGGUCCUCUGGGUCUGACCAGGCAGCCUCAGCUCCAGCCCGUCCUCUGGCCCCUCCCCACUGCCGGCCAGAGUCACACAUGUGUUUUCCUGUUUUCCAUUUCGGUCCGUCACCCUCUGCCUUUUCUGCUCCUCGGAGUCAACAGCUGCUGAAGUCACACCCCUGACUGUCUUAACUACCACCCCUCACCCCAGUGUGCUGAUAGCCCCCUCCUCCCUGCACUUGCCCAAAGGUCUCCAGACAGGUAAGAGGUGGGGAAGCAGGGAAAGUGGAUGUGUGGGGAAGCACAGGACGAGGAUGGAGUACCUGAAAAUGGGCCAAGGGGAGACGAAGAACCUUAUUUCUUGCUCCUAGCCCUGGCCCUGUCUAGGUAGAGCCUAGAGUCUGGAGACUUCAGCCUCUGGUUAAUGGGAAGUCCUGGGCAGAACAGUAAACAGUUUCUUUCUUUUCUUUUUUUUUUUUUUUUUUACUCCCCCCCCUUUUUUUUUAAAGGGACGGUCUUAGUUAUAGUGGAAUAUAGCAAAACAAAUGGAGAGCUGGAGAGGGAGGGGCCGAGCAGCUCUUGUGGAGUGAUGAGGAGUCUAAGUGCAUCAGCGAGUAUCUGUUUUGUUUCUGUUGUUAAGGGGGGCACCCAGACCAGUUGGGUAGCGGAAGGCAAACCCUGGGGUCUCUGAGGGAGAAAGCGUGUUCUCACAGGAGCUCGUGGAGCUUGGCUGAGGAGUCGAGAGUCUGAACCGUGUGCAGGUUCCUGGAGGAAGGGUGUUUCAGUGCUGCUGUUGGAGCAUGGUAGUUCAACACUGGCUGGCUGAGCACUCCGGGACUGAUGUUCUGGUGCCCGCCGGACUGAAAACUUCUCUAGGCUGUCCAGUGAGUGUACUUUUUUUUCCCUGGCAUAGCCACGAUGUUCUCAGAGAUGAGCACACCAAAGGCAAGGGGAAAAUGACAAGGAGUGUGAAGGCUUCUGUGAAGCCCGCUUUGCCGAGGUCCUUUAGGAGAGCCCGGGGGAGGCUGCUUUACCAGGCUGUCUGAAUGGAGGAAGUGUUCCACAGAGAGCCAGGGUCUCAGGGAGGAGAGUGAGCCGCCAAAGGCGUUGUCUUCUUGUCUUUGGGGCUAGGCAGUGGUUGAGAAAAGGGGGGGACAUUUCCAUGACUGGCAGCCUCUUGUGCCUGACUGCAGGGCUGGGAAGAUGAAUCCAUUUGUAGUACUUCCUGGUGAGACCACUAGGGCAUGCUAUUUGCUGGGGCGUGGACUCUGUCUUGGGCUGAUCUGGCUCAGUGCUUUGAGGAUUUCACUUUUAUGAUAGCCAGCCACGAAUUCAACCUUGUGCACCCCACCCUCCAUUUCCUUUUUUUCCUCUCUUUCCUGGGUUUCACAUUUGGAUUUGUACUCCGUUGGUGCUGGUGUAUUUUGAUCCCCAAAAGGCAGGUGUCCUGAUGUGUGCUUCUGUGUCUUUAGUAGUGGGCACCCUAGACAUCACAGCACUCUGGGCAGACAUCCUCACCGCUCAUUCUCACCCAGAGACAGGGAGUAGCAGCCUGAAGGCAGUGACAGUGUCACCUACAGCCACCUACAGACUGCAGGGGCUUUCUUUCCAAUCCGAUCCAAGCUCCUCUAGGUAACUCAUUAGGAGCCACCUGGAGUGGUUUCCUGUCUAAAGGGAAGGCCAAGAGACCAGUGACCAGCAAGGGCUGGAGAGCAGGAGGUUGAGCAGAUAGCAAAGCUCUGUGAUCUUUGCUGCCUACCUCCCCUCUACCUUGGCACCCCACAGAGUGUGUGGUACCUGCCUUGUGGGGCUGCAUACAGUUCAGUGAGAUAACGCACUGACAUGUGUAGCCGUGUGUCUGGCCUGGAUAAGAACUCAAGCAAUGCUAGGACUACUUUUAUGGAAGCCUUUCAGGGGAUGCUGGGAGAAAAGGAGAGUGUCUUCCAGGUGGUUUUCAGAUGUAUGUAGGGCUGUCUUGUGAGGGACAUGAGCUUUACAAUUUUUGUUUUAAUUUAAUUUUACGUGUGUGGGUGUUUUGUCUGCAUGUAUGGACAGUGCCCAUGGAGUCCGGAAGAAGGCAUCAGAACUGGAGCUGAAAUUGUGAGCCACCAUGUGGGUGCUGGAAAUUGAACCCGGGUCUUCUCAAGAACGGCCAGUGCUCUUAACUGCUGAGCCAUCUCUCCAUCCUCAAGCGUGGUCUGUGGAAGGCCUAAGCCCAGCACUCCAUCUUGAUUUAGCUAAAGAUUUUAAGGGGCCAGAAUGGAAAGAGGGCAAUGCAAGCAAGCUGGUGAAGGCCUUCCUCCUCUCCACCAUGGUCGACAGCACCAAGUAUGAAGUGGCUGCCCAGCAUGAGGCAAAUACCUCUGCUCUGGGGGAUGGGGCCAGCCCAGGGGCCGAGCAGGUAAAACUGAAGAAGGAGAUCUCGCUACUUAACGGCGUGUGCCUGAUAGUGGGGAACAUGAUUGGCUCCGGCAUCUUUGUCUCCCCCAAGGGCGUACUCAUGUACAGUGCCUCUUUUGGCCUCUCACUCGUCAUCUGGGCAGUUGGGGGCAUUUUCUCCGUCUUUGGGGCCCUUUGUUAUGCCGAACUGGGUACCACCAUUAAGAAAUCUGGGGCCAGCUAUGCUUACAUCCUGGAGGCCUUCGGGGGAUUUCUUGCCUUCAUCCGCCUCUGGACUUCUCUGCUCAUCAUUGAACCCACCAGCCAGGCCGUCAUCGCCAUCACCUUUGCCAACUACAUGGUGCAGCCCCUCUUCCCGAGCUGUGGUGCCCCCUAUGCUGCUGGCCGCCUGCUGGCCGCCGCCUGCAUCUGUCUCUUAACCUUCAUUAACUGUGCCUAUGUCAAGUGGGGGACCCUGGUCCAGGAUAUUUUCACCUAUGCUAAAGUGUUGGCACUGAUCGCUGUCAUCAUUGCAGGCAUUGUUACACUUGGCCAGGGAGCCACAACUAACUUCGAGAAUUCCUUUGAGGGGUCGUCCUUUGCAAUGGGUGACAUUGCCUUGGCGCUAUAUUCAGCUCUGUUCUCCUACUCGGGGUGGGACACCCUUAACUAUGUCACCGAAGAGAUCAGGGAUCCUGAGAGGAACUUGCCCCUCUCCAUUGGCAUUUCCAUGCCCAUCGUCACCAUCAUCUACCUCUUGACCAAUGUGGCCUAUUACAGCGUGCUAGACAUGAAGGACAUCUUGGCGAGUGAAGCUGUGGCUGUGACCUUUGCAGACCGGAUUUUUGGAAUAUUCAACUGGACAAUUCCAGUGGCAGUUGCAUUAUCCUGCUUCGGGGGUCUCAAUGCUUCUAUUGUGGCUGCUUCUAGGCUUUUAUUUGUGGGCUCGAGAGAAGGCCACCUCCCUGACGCCAUCAGUAUGAUUCAUGUUGAGCGGUUCACGCCAGUGCCUUCUCUACUCUUCAAUGGUAUCUUGGCACUGGUCUACUUGUGUGUGGAAGACAUUUUCAAGCUCAUUAACUACUAUAGCUUCAGCUACUGGUUCUUUGUGGGGCUUUCUAUCGUGGGUCAGCUGUAUCUACGCUGGAAGGAACCCGACCGGCCUCGCCCUCUCAAGCCUCUUCUUCCCCAUCGUCUUCUGCCUGUGCACCAUCUUCCUGGUGGCCGUUCCACUUUACAGCGACACCAUCAACUCCCUCAUCGGCAUCGCCAUCGCACUCUCAGGUUUACCCUUCUACUUCCUCAUCAUCAGAGUGCCGGAGCACAAACGACCUCUCUGUCUUCGAAAGAUUGUGGCCUCCACCACGUGGUACCUCCAGAUCCUCUGCAUGUCAGUUACUGCAGAACUGGAUUUGGAUGAUGGAGAGACGCCCGAACAAGGUCGCAAGUCUAACUAGAGCUCGGAAUCCGGGGUGCUUCUUAUGUCCCAUCGGCCAGGACCUCUGGAGGCCCCCAUCCAGGAGCCCAGUCUUGACAGCUUCAACUUUGAACUUGCUUUUGAGGGAUGAAAAGUAAUUUAUUUGUUUUGCUACGUGUUGUUUCAGACUUCAUAAAGGGAUACUGCAGACUGUGGCAGGAAGCAGGCCACUUCUGGAGCUUGGUUCUGGAAGUAACUGGGUGUGUCUACCCACUCCUCUUUUCCUUUACAAGGGCCAACAAUGCUCCAAACUUGUCUCCUUUAGAGGGACACAAAACUGUCAUAGUUGCAAAACAAUAAAAAGGUUACGUUCCUGAA
Molecule: messenger RNA, 9754 nt
Organism: Peromyscus californicus insignis
Lineage: Eukaryota; Metazoa; Chordata; Mammalia; Rodentia; Cricetidae
Gene: Slc7a7
Product: solute carrier family 7 member 7
Exons: 10
Coding region: 7691-9379 (562 amino acids)
Biological process (GO): amino acid transmembrane transport
Cellular component (GO): membrane
Molecular function (GO): basic amino acid transmembrane transporter activity; L-amino acid transmembrane transporter activity
Source: RefSeq, a predicted model, not a curated record